Molecule: messenger RNA, 1662 nt
Organism: Triticum turgidum subsp. durum (durum wheat)
Lineage: Eukaryota; Viridiplantae; Streptophyta; Magnoliopsida; Poales; Poaceae
Source: the annotation of a GenBank genome assembly
AUGCCGCUGGAACUGCUGCAAGCCGGCGAGGGGAUGUGCAAGGCCAGCCCACUGCAAGAGCCGACACGCACUGGUGCAAAACGCAACUGCCGGCGCUGCAGGGCCACGGGCGCCGAUGCUGCAGAUGGGUGUGCCAGUGCUGACAACAGACUGCCCGUCGCGCAACGUGCCGCAACGGGGGCUGACGGCGCUCCAUCUGUGCCUCAAGGGAGCAGCCGGUGCUCUAGCCAGGGGAGCUCGAGCAUCGCGGGGACCACCUGGUGCUGCCAUGGAGCUGCAAUGGAGUGUCGGCGAGGGGCCUCUAGUGCUGCCACAGAGCAUACCCGGCGCUACAAUGGAGCGUCGCUUGGCUAUCGGUGCUUCCAUGGAGCAUUACCGCUGCUGCUAUGGCAAAGCUGCUAUGAAGUGACAACUGAUGCUCCGAGGAACAGGGGCAGCGCUGUACUGCCUGCUAGGGCUGUUUGUGCGACGGCUACCAGCAGUAGUUGUGGCGACCGGGGAGGAAUGCGGUACUGCAUAGCAUAUUUUAGGAGUCCAGUGAGGCCCUAUCGGAAACUUGCUCGGAGCUAUCACCCUGACGUGAACAAAGAGCCUGGCGCUGAACAAAAGUUUAAGGAUAUCAGCAAUGCUUAUGAGGUUUUGUCUGAUGAUGAGAAGCGAGCGAUCUAUGAUAAAUAUGGAGAAGCUGGUCUGAAGGGUUCUGGCAUGGGCACGGGAGAUUACUCAAACCCAUUUGAUCUCUUUGAGUCACUAUUCGAAGGAUUUGGUGGAAUGGGUGGAAUGGGCGGGGGCCGUGCUGCUCGUAACAGGCCAAUGCAGGGUGAUGACGAGAGCUACAAUCUGGUUCUCAACUUCAAGGAAGCAGUGUUUGGUGUAGAGAAAGAGAUUGAGAUAACUAGGCUGGAAGGCUGUAAUACUUGCGACGGAAGUGGCGCCAAGCCUGGCACAAAGCCAACCACGUGUAAAACUUGUGGUGGUCAGGGCCAGGUGGUCUCCUCCACAAGAACACCACUUGGAAUAUUCCAGCAGGUAUCCACAUGCAAUACUUGCGGUGGCACUGGUGAAUUCUCCACCCCUUGCAAAACCUGUGGGGGCGAUGGCCGUGUGCGCAAGACAAAGAGGAUCAGUCUGAAGGUUCCCGCAGGAGUGGAUUCUGGAAGCAGGUUGAGGGUCCGUUCUGAGGGUAAUGCUGGUCGGAGAGGAGGCCCGCCAGGAGACCUUUAUGUCUUUAUUGAUGUUCUCUCGGAUUCAGUUCUUAAGAGAGAUGGGACAAACAUUCUCUACACAUGCAAGGUUUCUUAUAUUGAUGCAAUUCUUGGGACAACUGUCAAGGUCCCCACUGUUGAUGGGGUGGUUGACCUGAAGAUCCCCUCGGGGACCCAGCCGGGUACAACUCUGGUGAUGUCCAAGAAAGGUGUUCCACUUCUUGGUAAAUCAAAUGCUCGCGGAGACCAGCUGGUGCGUGUCCAGGUUGAGAUUCCAAAGCGUCUAAGCAGCGAUGAGAGAAAGCUGAUCGAAGAGCUUGCAAACCUCAACAAGGCCGAGCUGGCAAACAGCAAUUUUGAUGCAAAUUGCAGCGACAAAGCGACAGUUGGAGUUGUUACUGUAGGAACUCUGCUCAUUCUGCACGCAGUGUCAUGGAGGAAAACUGUUGAGAGAUAA